Molecule: messenger RNA, 1501 nt
Organism: Triticum urartu
Lineage: Eukaryota; Viridiplantae; Streptophyta; Magnoliopsida; Poales; Poaceae
Source: RefSeq, a predicted model, not a curated record
UGGUAAAAAGGUCGUCAAUGUCACUUAAUAUGUAUGAGAAUAUUAAAUGAAAUUUUAACAUAAUUGAUAUUAAAUUUUUAAAGUUAAUGUGGCCCCGUUGCAACGCACAGGCGUUCUUCUAGUAUUGGUAAUGUAUGGGCUACUACUCCUCAGUCAAUAUGUUGGCCCAUAUUACUUCCUUGUGCAAACUGAAAAAUCGAUGCUCCCCGCCGAGCUUGAAGGGAUAAACUACACUGCACUGGUACUGUAGUCUGUAGCUGUCUAAAUUUAGCUUGUCUCAAAAAAAAAAAAACUGUCCAAAUUUAGCUCUCCUACAUCUCAGAAAAUGAGUUUAGUUAGCUAUUCUAUGCAAGGGGGCGGUCAAAACUCAGAACGGUGUGCGUAAGCCAGAAACAUUCAGCUCGACCAUGGAGAUCCCAACAACAAAAAGAAGGAUUACCAUGGAGAUUCUCAAAUGGCAUUAUUGGCAUUCGACGUCAAGUACCAGCCGAUGUCAUCAACCAUCUCAUGCUCAAUAUACGAAAACAAACUACGAAGGACUAGCACCGCCUUGUAAACACCGACGUGUUUGUCAGGCUCAGCCCCGCGCCAAGGCGGUUUCCGGUUAUCACUAAUCGGCUCUGAUUCACCCGGCUAAUCAGAUAUUCAUACUAGUAUAAAAAGCACCCGAUCCGCCAUGGAGUCAUGUAACCUGAAUCAGCUGAAUGCCUUGCCGACUGUCAGCUGCCAAACAAAUUUCCCCCGCCAAGAUGUGCUCCAGAACCAUUCCACUCCAGUUCAGGGCUCGUUCGGCUAAUCCUGUCUCUAAUGGGACUGGAGACAAUUACUGGAUGGGGUCACGGGGGAUCAAUUCUCUCCGACUGUCUCCGAUCCCCACCGAACCGAACAGGGGCGCUCUGAACGCGGCGGUUCCGAACAAGGCGGCAUGCUGCAAAUUCCUCCCCGGCGUCGCCUCCGUCGCGCCUAGUUCGUCGCCGCUGCGGCAUGUGACCCGCGGCGAGCAGAGGCCGUGGAGCUCCCCCGUGGCGAGGACGAACGACGGCGCCGCGGAGGGCGAGCCGGAGGCGCCGGGGGAGGCCGAGGGGAAGCAGGGAGACGAGGAAGUGGCGAGGAGGAAGAGCGCCGCGCAGGAGGUGUUUGAAGGCCUGUACAUCUGCGGCUACGUCCUGUUCUACAGGAUUGGUGAGUGCGUCUGGUACAAAGUGAAGGAAGGCAUCGCCAAACUCCGCAAGAAACGAUGAUACCCUCCAUGCUGUGGGUUGAUCGGGUUAAUUACGUACUACCAGUGCUUAUUAUUGCGUGAUUAGUCCCCUCCAUGCUCGCUGUGACGCCUCGUACUCGUACGCAUGGGGAUUGUGUUCUCCUUUGUAACCGAUCGCAUGUAAGGUUUGCUGGAUUCACAAGAGACUGUAUUGAUCUGGUGGUUUCCAGUUGGGAUUACCAUGAUUAAUUACCCGGGUGGAUUGAGAUCAUUGGUGCGUGAGACCAAAGAACUACACGG